Molecule: messenger RNA, 2544 nt
Organism: Morone saxatilis (striped sea-bass)
Lineage: Eukaryota; Metazoa; Chordata; Actinopteri; Moronidae
Product: cyclic nucleotide-gated channel cone photoreceptor subunit alpha-like
Exons: 6
Biological process (GO): monoatomic cation transmembrane transport
Cellular component (GO): plasma membrane; intracellular cyclic nucleotide activated cation channel complex
Molecular function (GO): intracellularly cAMP-activated cation channel activity; protein-containing complex binding; intracellularly cGMP-activated cation channel activity
Source: RefSeq, a predicted model, not a curated record
AUGAUGCACUUUGGAAAGAGCAGUGUUUGCCCUGCAGAGUCCAGCAGCCACAGCACAGAGGAGAACACAAGGAGCAACAGGAGCAGUCAUGCCCAGUGGCCCCUGGCUGCACAAAACAUGAACAACUGCAACAACAAUGAUGGGUAAGAAAUGAUGAUGAGAUUUUAAGAUAUUUUAUGGACCAAAAGAGGAGGUCAAAGGGACAUUUUAAUUUCAUGAAAAAAAGAUGACAAGAAGGAUGAUAAAAAAGAUGACAAGAAAGAUGACAAGAAAGACGACAAAAAAGACGACAAGAAAGAUGACAAGAAAGACGACAAAAAAGACGACAAGAAAGAUGACAAAAAGGACCCCAAAAAGGAUGAGAAGAAAGAUGACAAAAAGGAUGAUAAAAAGGAGGAACCAAAAGAGGUGUGGAUCAUGGACCCUGCAACAGACACGUAUUAUUACUGGCUGUGCACAAUAUCCAUCCCGGUGUUCUACAACCUCAUGUUACUGGUGGCCAGGGCUUGUUUCAAUGAACUGCAAUAUAAAAAUGUAACCCUGUGGCUGGUUUUGGACUAUACUUCAGAUGUCCUCUACGGCGUUGACACCUUUGUGAGAGCCAGGACAGGUUUUCUGGAACAAGGACUUCUUGUUAAGGAUGAAAAGAUCCUGAAAGAAAAGUACAUGAAGACACGGCAGUUCAGAUUAGAUGUCAUAUCAAUAAUUCCCACUGAUAUUGUAUUCCUUAAAUUUGGAGUCAACAACCCAGAGUGGAGGUUCAACCGUCUCUUUAGGUUAGCCCGACUCUUUGAGUUCUUUGACCGGACAGAAACUCGAACCAAUUUUCCCAACAUCUUCCGAAUUGCUAAUCUUGUUCUUUACAUCAUCAUCAUUAUCCACUGGAAUGCUUGCCUCUACUUUGCCAUCUCCAAGACACUCGGCUUUGGCUCAGACACCUGGGUAUAUCCAAGCAUGAAUAAUCCUGAGUUUGCUCGCUUGGCCAGGCAGUACAUCUACUGCUUUUACUGGUCCACUCUUACCCUGACCACAAUUGGCGAGACACCACCCCCAGUCCGAGAUAUUGAAUACUUUUUUGUGGUAGCUGACUUUCUCACUGGGGUUCUGAUCUUUGCUACGAUUGUAGGCAAUGUUGGUGCCAUGAUUUCCAACAUGAGUGCUGCACGUGUAGAGUUCCAGGCAAAGAUUGACUCUAUUAAGCAAUACAUGCAAUUUCGAAAGGUCACCAAAGACCUGGAGGCAAGGGUGGUGAAAUGGUUUGACUACCUGUGGACAGAGGAGAAGACCUGUGAUGAGAAGCAGGUGCUGAAGAACCUGCCAGACAAGCUAAAGGCUGAGAUAGCCAUCAACGUACAUUUGGAGACCCUAAGAAAAGUGCGCAUCUUUCAAGAUUGUGAGGCAGGUUUGCUAAUUGAGUUGGUCCUUAAGCUUCAGCCUCAAGUUUUCAGUCCUGGUGACUACAUCUGUAAGAAGGGUGACAUUGGCAGGGAAAUGUAUAUCAUUAAAGAAGGAAAGCUUGCAGUAGUAGCAGAUGAUGGCGUUACCCAGUUUGUGGUACUCAGUGAUGGGGCAUACUUUGGAGAAAUCAGCAUCCUUGGUAUCAAGGGCAGCAAGGCAGGAAACCGAAGAACAGCCAACAUCCGAAGUGUGGGCUACUCUGAUCUGUUUGCCCUGUCCAAAGACGACCUAAUGGAGGCACUCACUGAGUAUCCUGAUGCUAAAUAUAUGUUGGAGGAGAAGGGAAGGGCCAUUCUCAUGAAAGAUAAUCUCAUAGAUGAGUCACUGGUUGCUGCUACUGAUGCCAAAGACUUGGAGGACAAAGUCAACAAGAUUGAAGCCAGUUUGGAAGUCAUGAUGGCCAAAUUUCGAAAGCUAUCAGACCAGUAUGAAUCCUCCCAGCGUAAACUAAAGCAACGGCUCAGUAAUAUGUCGAACGAAGUCAGAAUCCUCAGAGUAGACGAUGAGUAGAACUUGGCACUACUAUUGUCAGGCUUAGGCACUCCUCCAUUUCAGGACAUUCGUUGUGAGGUGGCUGUCUCCAUUCAUUAUUCCCAUAUCUGGUGAAAUAGUAUGCUUGCCUUGAAAGUUGGCCAUUGUCAUAAUCACGGAUAUGCUUAGAGUUUGGUACUUGAAGACUCUGAGUACCUGAGUAUUGGAAAACUGUCCACUAUAGAAUACAGAAUGCUUGGUCAGACCCAUGCUGUGUCUCAAUUCGAAAACUUCUGUUAGCACACUUGUAUAUGUAGUACACUAUGCACACUACAUAACUACUUGCGUAGUGCCCCAGUUUUGGCAGUGUAGUGUUGUCUCAAAUUAAGCACGGCCGUUGUGAACUUACCAGAAAUGACGAUCACAACAUUUAACUGCGUCACCUUCUUUUUCUAUGGCAAAUUGCAACCAGACGGAUCAUUAGCGCCAAUACAGGCUUAUUUUUCACUGUAUUUCCUCAUAAUAUUAAUCAUAAAUGAACGUGCUUCUACUUUGUAUAGCCUGUUUGCCCCGUUUCAUGCAAGGUGGAAAUUACAGUCUACGCCGGCGUUGUGU